Messenger RNA from Anthostomella pinea, 207 nucleotides. Lineage: Eukaryota; Fungi; Ascomycota; Sordariomycetes; Xylariales; Xylariaceae. The record is from the annotation of a GenBank genome assembly.
AUGGAUUCUUCUAAGGCACCCGUCAAGCUCGUCAAGGUGACCCGAGUCCUGGGACGAACAGGCUCCCGUGGUGCUGUCACCCAGGUCCGCGUCGAGUUCCUCGAGGACCAAACCCGAUCGAUCAUCCGUAACGUCAAGGGCCCUGUCCGCGAGGACGACAUCCUGUGCCUCCUGGAGUCCGAGAGAGAAGCCCGCCGCCUCCGAUAA